Molecule: messenger RNA, 1842 nt
Organism: Drosophila hydei
Lineage: Eukaryota; Metazoa; Arthropoda; Insecta; Diptera; Drosophilidae
Exons: 5
Coding region: 97-1728 (543 amino acids)
Source: RefSeq, a predicted model, not a curated record
CCAUCGUUGCUAUUCAUUAGUAGAAAUUCAGGCGCGGGUCUCGCACGGUUUUACGCAGUGGCAAACAAUUUCCAAAAGACAAAAAACAAACUCAAUAUGAGAUCUAUGUUGGUGCUGGCUCUGUGCCUGGGCGUGGUCUGUGCAGAUUUGGAACACAGAAGCAAGCGGGACGACUUCCAUAGUCGCCACUAUAGCGCCCAUCAGCAGGCAAUCGAAACGGCGCGUAGGAAUGCCUAUGGCUCGAGUGGAUACGGCUCCAGUGGAUUGAGCAGCUAUGGAAUUGGUGGCAGUGCCGAUCUGGCGGUCGGUGGCGGAGUGGGUGCCUCCCUGGGCAACCUGGAGAGCUCCUACGAUUCGGUGGGUGCCGUCGAGGGCGCGGAAAGCAGCAGCGGCAGCGUAGGCGGCGGCGCUGCCUUUGGCGCCAACAAUGCGGCCUCUUAUGGGGCACAGAACGCGGCCUCCUUCGGCUCGAACAGCGCCUUCUCCUCAAACUCUGCCUUCCAGACGAGCCACAGUGCCAACUUUAAUGCCGCAAGCGCGCACAAUGUCGGCAGCAAUGUGGAGUUCUCGGAUGCCAACAAUGCUGGCACUGAGGUCAACUUUGGUGGUGCCGGAACGACCAACUCCGAGUCGCUACUCUCUGGCAAUCUGCAGGCACCUUUGGCUAUUUCAGCUCCUGUUGCCAGCGGCGGCAAUCUUGAGUACUUGCACCACGAACGUGUCGUGUCCAGCGCACCACAGCAGGUGGUCUACACUGUGCCCGGCGGCUCCCAGAAGUAUGUGCAGCAUGUGGAGCGCGUGGUGGAGCAGAAGCCUUCAGUGCAGUAUGUACAGGUUGCCCAGCCCGCUGGCACCUCCGAGCACUACUAUCAGCGCAAGGUGACGACCACCGCCUCGGCGCCACAGAUCAUUCAGCAGCCUUCGGCUAGCUUCACCUACGGCUCGAACACGGGCUCCAGCUUUGGCACCAACUCGGCCUUCAAGGUCAACCAGAAUGUCGGCUUUGGCAGCAACUUCGGCCACCGCUCGGGCGCCCAGUCCCUGUUGACCGCCGGCCAAGCCGGAGGCAUCAGCUUUGGCUCCGGCAGCUCCCAGCUGCACCAGCUGAUCAACCAGGCCCAUCAGACAGCCAAGCAGCAGGCAGCCAGCGGCAGCUCGAUUAGCACCGGCGCCGGUCUGACCAGCGCCAAUCAGCUGCAGUACGGCGGCUCGAACGGCUUCAAUUCCAACUACGGCUACAACUCAGCGAGUUCCCUGAACUCUGCUAGCUCCUUGAAUGCGGCCAGCUCUCUGAACUCUGCCAGCUCCCUGAAUGCUGCCAACAGCGGCUCACUCUUGGGUGGAUCCCUGCUGGGUGGUAGCACAGGCUCUCUGCUGAGUGGCUCCCUCUUGGGCGGAUCCUCCAGCAACAGCCAGCUAAAUGCCCAGAGCAACUUCGGCUUGGGUCUUUCCUCUGGCCUAACUAGCGGUCAGCAAUUGUCCGGCGCAGGAAACAUUGGUGCUGGCAUCGGUGGCAACAGCGGCUACCAGACCAAGCAGUGGGAGAAACAAUCCAAGUGGUCUUCCCAAUCGGAGUUUGACUCCGAUGGACAUGUCAAGAACUACAAGGAUCUGGCCACCGGCGAGAGCGAGAACUACAAUGUGAACGGCAAGCAGUUCGGCUACAAUGCAGCCACCGCCUCAGUUGACGACAACGGCAAAGUGAGCACCUACAGUGUGCACUCGUAAGAUGUAACUCUCGACUCAUCUCUUUCUCUCUCACUCUGCCUCACCAAGAAUAGUAGCAUCAAAUUUCUAACUUCCGCGUUGUAGACGGGUCAACAAAAUUGUUAAAAAUAAAAA